GAAUAUUCUAUAGUAACUUAGUGUUAAGUCUCGUCUCUUAGGGUAGCGUCAGAGACGACACUCUGAUUUUCACGGCAAUUUCCACUCAUCUAUGCAUAGCGCAACUUGCAGUUUCAUUGUAAAUUCAGGUAUCAGUUGCACGGCGUCCAUCAGGUGUGGCAUACGUAAAAACGCACGCCGUCUGUCACUUUUUCGCGCAUUUUUUUCAAUUCAUUAUGGAGGUGGGUGUACGGAUAAUAGGUAUCAUCCUACGAGUUCUACACUUCUUGCUAGGACCGUUGUUCUGGAUGCGCGCGCGCAACACCAAACAAGUGCCGCCGAUACGGGAUCCCAUAUUACUUAGGAGUGCGACUGAUUUGGCGGCUGCAAUACGAAACGGAGAACUAACAAGCGAAAGAGUAACGCAAGCUUUCAUAACCCGAAUAGAAGAAGUGAAUCUUCUCUUGAAUGCGGUGGUAGAAGAUAGAUGUAAGGACGCGUUACACGAAGCGAGAGAGUGUGAUAGAAAGAUUGCUGUGGCGAAAGAAGAUGGCUCGAUACAUCAACUGUUUGCGGGUAGACCCCUUUUAGGAGUACCCUUCACGGUUAAGGAGAGUUGCUCUUUGGAAGGUCUAUCAAAUUCAGUGGGAUGCUUAGAGUUGGCCGGUCGACGAGCGACGAAGGACGGUGCAGCGGUUUACUUAAUGAAGAAGGCUGGUGGCAUUCCUCUGCUAGUCUCCAACACCCCUGAACUGUGUUUGGGAUGGGAAACCACGAACUUGUUAACUGGAACGACCAAUAACCCGUAUUGCUUGAAUAGGACGCCUGGAGGCUCUUCGGGAGGUGAGGCAGCAUUACUUGCCUGUGGGGCGUCUCCAAUCAGCGUGUCUUCAGACAUCGCGGGCUCCAUCAGAAUACCAGCUGCCUUUUGUGGGGUCUUCGGACACAAACCUAGUCCUGGAAUAAUACCGAUAGAGGGACAUAUACCCACUCUAAACGACGAGAACUACAGCAGGUACUUGGUAGUGGGGCCCAUGAGCAGACAUGCUGAGGAUCUGACUCUGCUCAUGCGAGUCAUGGGUGACGGGCAAUGCGAGCAGCUCAUGCUCGACGACGAAGUAGAUGUUAGGAAACUACAAGUGUACUACGUGACGGAAGCCAGCAGUUCCGCAGCACUGAUUCCAGUAGAAGCAGAACUGCAGCAGGCCGUCACUCAAGCCGCUCAUUACCUCCAGAGCCGCGGGGCUGCGGUCUCCAAGCAUUACUUGAAAGACCUGGAGGACUCGGUAGAGAUGUCGGUGUCGGUCUUCUUCUCGAUGAAGGACAUCCCCAACAUGCUCCAGGAUCCAGUUAAUCCGAAGCAAGACAAAAGCCUCUUCAUGGAGUUAAUAAAAAACAUCUUGGGCAUCGGAGUGAGAUCUCUGCAAGCUCUCGGCUUCACGCUCAUACAUCGGACUAAUUUGUUUAUUCCCGAGCAUCGAACCGUCCACUACCGGGAGAAGACUGAACGGCUGAGGCAACACUUGGAGCGCCUGUUGGGUUCGAACGGCGUCCUGUUAUCGCCAGCGCACAGCAGCCGGGCGCACGUGCACGGAGAAGUGUUCGUUCGCACGUCGGGCGUGGCUUACACUAUGCUGUGGAACGUAGCCGGCUUACCCGCCACCGCCGUGCCGAUCCACGUGCGAGGACUGCCCGUAGCCCUGCAGGUAAUCGCAGCACCCAAUCAAGACAGGUUGUGUUUAGCCGUGGCCAGAGAGCUGGAGAGAGGCUUCGGAGGUUGGAAGUUUCCUACUGUUUAAUAUUUAAAUUAAAAUAUACUCUUUUUUACUUGAUUUAAGGUUAGUAUUCAAAUUUGAUUUCAGCGACAUCUGUUGAUUGUGAGAUAUUAUUUGCAUUUCAUUAUUGCUAUUUUUUACUCUUUUGCUCAUUAUCUGGGGCACGCAUAGACAAUAUUCAGUUCACCGGAGAUAGAACGAAAACUACGACAAUUAAAGUCAUAAACACGAAAAGAAAAAUAUUUUUUGGAAUAAACACUGUACUAUAUUAUUUGUUCUGUGUUGAUUAUUUAUCGAACAUAAGUAAUUAUCAAAUACAAAUCAUAUCAAGACAAACUAAUGUCGAGAUCUCUAUUUUUACUAUAUGACUCAUUAUAUAAAAAAAAAGUUUUAUAUUUCUACAUCAUCAUAUAAUAAUAAAAAAAGACAAUUCCUCUAUUUUUUAACAAUAAAAUAUUUUAAUUGUGUUUUUAUUGAUAUAAGAAGCCCUCCUUAGUCCUAAAGCUUGCUUAUAUUAUCAUAGAAUAUAAAAACUUAAAAAUAAUAUGAUUACUGGUUCUGUACAUAAUUAUUUUUUGUACAGAGACAAGCUUAUUUAAGCUGUUAUAUAAUGUUACUUAAUUUAUGUUCUAUUUAACUUCACAACUGUUAUAAAGCCAUAAAAAACUGACAAUUAAGGAAUUGAUUUAUGUUUAAUUUUGAAGUUAUAAAACUUUUGUAUAUCUACAUUAUAGGACUGGGUAAGAAAACUUCUAGUUGGUAAUAUUAAGAAAUGUAUAACAUUAUAAGUGUAUGUAGGUACAAUAACGGAAUUAGAGAAUGUUAAGAACUUAUGUUAAUUAAGUGUCUGUGUAUUUGUAUAACAUUUUUAAUAGAGUAUAAGGUUUUAACCAUUGUUUUUACUACAAAUAAAUCUUGAUGGAUA
This is a messenger RNA of Pieris rapae (cabbage white), 2679 nucleotides long. Its product is annotated as fatty-acid amide hydrolase 2-A. Bases 216 to 1778 code for a protein of 520 amino acids. The transcript has 11 exons. NCBI's taxonomy places the organism in Eukaryota, Metazoa, Arthropoda, Insecta, Lepidoptera, Pieridae. The record is from RefSeq and is a predicted model, not a curated record.